GAUGAGCAAUUUGAGAGCUUGCCCACUGAAGUAUCCAAGCCCAAAGGUGAGCAGCACCCCGAGACAUGCGUGAUCUGUCUGUCUGACUUUAAGGCAGGCAAGAUCCUGGUCACUUUGCCAUGCAGCCAUGUAUUCCACAAAGACUGUGUCCGCACAUGGCUGACCAAAAAGUCCGAGACAUGUCCGCUGUGCAAGGAGUCUGUC
Linderina pennispora is the source of this 204-nucleotide messenger RNA. RefSeq lists its product as uncharacterized. The transcript has a single exon. Lineage: Eukaryota; Fungi; Kickxellomycota; Kickxellomycetes; Kickxellales; Kickxellaceae. The annotation marks the transcript as partial. Gene Ontology annotation, molecular function: zinc ion binding. The record is from RefSeq and is a predicted model, not a curated record.